Messenger RNA from Monopterus albus (swamp eel), 8316 nucleotides. It is a transcript of the gene ptprr, whose product is annotated as protein tyrosine phosphatase receptor type R. Gene Ontology annotation, biological process: signal transduction; protein dephosphorylation. Gene Ontology annotation, molecular function: protein kinase binding; protein tyrosine phosphatase activity. The record is from RefSeq and is a predicted model, not a curated record. Lineage: Eukaryota; Metazoa; Chordata; Actinopteri; Synbranchiformes; Synbranchidae. Gene Ontology annotation, cellular component: plasma membrane; cytosol; cell junction. The transcript is spliced from 16 exons. The coding region runs from base 548 to 2650 and encodes 700 amino acids.
AUAUCGCCACUUCGCUAACAUGACAAAAAAUAAACAAUUAAAACGUACAUUUAUUAAUAGUAAUGGGAAAGGCACAUUCAACCAAAACAUUAAAUAAGAAGAUAUUUUAUAAAUGUGACGUUAAAGCUUCAGCCCUGUAUAAGAAUCCCCGUCGCCUCUGUGCCACGCCUUUUCUCUUCCUCUUCCUCUAUCUUCAUCAUCAGCCUCCACCUGGAGUCCAUCUCCCCGCACACCUCUCCUCCCCGCUUCCCCCCUUAGCUGCAGCUGCCCAGCGGCUGUUUGUCCUUCAUCCAGACCGCUGUAGGACACCGCAGGGCGCUUAAGGGGCAUCGCCAGCGGUGGCGGCGCUGAUUUCUGGGGCUCUGGCAGCGUCGCCUCUCCCUCAUGCUGCUGCUCGCCGCAAACCCACAGAUGGAUGUUCGGAAAUAUCCCCCGCAGUCCCUCUCCUCCACCGGCUGCUUCCCUUGAUGCAUAAUUACAGCACCGAGAGAAGCUACUGAGAAAAUAAGCUCCAGGAGCCGAUUCAUCCCAGUUUGGGCUGCAGAAAAUGAGGGUGAGCGACAGAGGAGGGUUUCUCACCAUGUUUCUUUCCUUGUAUUUAAUAUGGACGCAGCUGCUGAUCACAGAGUCAUCUACUGGUGAUCACAAGCUGCUUCGCUUCCCUUCUGAUCACCCCAGUCAUCUCUCUCCACCUCUGCACCGUCAACAUGACUUGAACCCAAAGCACCAUGGAGACGAGUCCCACUCCCGCCACCACCAUCACCACCACCAGCAGCAUGAGCACUUUGUCAGGUUUGCCAAAGUGAUGCCAGCUGCUCUGUUUCGUCAGGAGCUCGGCGGUCAGCAGACGCUCAACCUGCUGGCACGGCCCCAUCACGAGGUGCAGCCGGACCAUGCCAUGGUGUCUGCACGGCAUCUGGUUACUGUGUAUCUGGCUGUGGAUGUGAGGAGGCUGAACGUCAGUCUUCUUCGCUGGUUUCGCGAAGGUGUAGCAGCAGCGCUGGGUGUUCCUGCAGGCCGUGUUCACAUCAACCGGCUGAAUGAGGAGAAGAAUUGCAUUGAGCUCUUCGUGUCCUCUGAUAGGCUGGGGAUCUCUGAGCCCCGCCCCGCUGAAGAGGUCCUCCAGUCACUGAAUGUCCGAGUCCUUCACCACCACCUGGGACAUUUCGGUAUCACAGAGGUCUCGACUGAGAAAAACGUCCUGCAGGGCGAGCAGAGGGGACACGUGUGGAACAGAGAAGGUUUUUAUGCUGUCGUCCUCUUCUUCACUAUCUUUGUCAUCGUCAUCACCUGCUUGAUGGUUUUGUAUCGAAUUAAAGAGAAGGUCCAGGUUUCUGCUAGACAGCUGAAAGCCCUGCCCCCUGACCUCCACCUGACUCCAGCAGCCCCUCCAGACUCCGCCCAGAGGUCAGACACCACCAAGUUUGUGUUGUCGGGAAGCAUGGUCCAAGCUGAGCCUCCGCUGGCUGUAGCCACACCCACUCCCCAGCAACAGCCAAUCAUAGGCUGCCACCACCUCGCUCCACCUGUUGUCCCUCUGCCCAGCCCCGCCCCUGUCCCAGUUGUCAACUACAACAGCCACUCUCCCCUCGCCAGCGUUGCCCCGGUGACGGCCAAUAAUGAGCUAAAGCCCUGCCCCUCUCCGUUCAGGAUGAAACCUGCUGCAGGACUGCAGGAAAGACGCGGCUCCAAUGUCUCUCUGGUGCUGGACAUGUCAGCGCUCGGCUCUGUGGAGCCCCUUAAUGUUGCGGUGGUAACCCCCAGAGAGGCGGCAGCGAAGGAGUAUCUGCUGUCCGCCGGCCGGCCACUGACAAGACGGCACGUUCGAGACCUCAUCAACAACACGCACAAACUGCAUGCUGAGUUCGCUGAAAUUCCAAUGAAUUUCACUGAUCCCAAGGAGCUGGAUGUACCGAACCAUGGCACCAAGAACAGAUACAAGACCAUACUGCCCAACCCUCAUUCCAGAGUGAUCCUGAAGUCAAAGAGCCACAACGACCUGCUGAGCUCCUACAUUAACGCAAACUAUAUACGGGGUUACCUCGGUGACCAGAAGGCGUACAUUGCUACCCAAGGUCCCAUGGUGAACACAGUGAAUGACUUCUGGCAGAUGGCGUGGCAGGAGGAGUCUCCGGUCAUUGUCAUGAUCACCAAACUGAAGGAAAAGAACGAGAAGUGUGUUUUGUAUUGGCCAGAGAAAAGAGGAAUUUAUGGGAAAGUUGAAGUGUUGGUCAACAGCAUCAGAGAGUGUGAACACUACACCAUUCGCAGCCUCACACUCAAGUGUGGGAAUCAAACCCACAUGUUGCAGCAUUACUGGUACACAUCGUGGCCCGACCACAAAACCCCAGACUCUGCGAUGCCGCUGCUGCAGCUGAUGGCCGACGUUGAGAUGGACAGAUGCGCAGCCACCGCCGUGGGACCGGUCAUUGUCCAUUGCAGCGCUGGGAUUGGCCGGACAGGCUGUUUCAUCGCCACAACAAUAGGCUGUCGGCAGCUGCAGUUGGAGGGACUGGUGGAUGUCCUGAGCAUCACCUGCCAGCUCCGAGCAGAUAGAGGUGGUAUGAUCCAGACAGGUGAGCAGUACGAGUUUGUCCAUCAUGCCUUGAGCUUGUACGAGUCCCGCCUCUCUGAAGAAACUGGCCAAUGAGCGUUCACCACCACAGGAAGAUGUCUGCUUUAAGCUUGAAGUCAGUGUGCUACAUAGUGGGCCCUUAGCAGGUAUGAUCUCUGAGGUUUGGUGAUUCUGGAGGAGAUCUUUUGAGUUUGAUGGACAACCAAUGAGGACUCUUUGUAGGCGGAGCCUGCUAAAGGAAAUUGGAAUGUAUCCAUUCUUCUUCUUUGCCGUUUCUUCUUCUUGUGUUGUUGGCGGCUCUUCAGAGGAACUGUGGGAACUGCUCACUUCACUCACUUUAGCCAACGGACUCAGAUCGUGUCAUUUUCAACUAACCAGACUGUUAUAGCUUCUUUUCUGUCACAGAGAUGUAGAAAUAAUUUGACUGAAAUAGAUGGUACAUUGUUCAAUAACACUACUGUUUGUGUCUUAGAGAAUUUUAAAAUUAUUUUAUAAUGUGCUGUUCAUAUAAGAAGCUAUUGCAAAAUGGCUCAUAGGUGGUUGCACCUUUGGUUUAGCUUCUAUACCGUGGUUGAACCAACUCUUCCAGACUCGGCCCUUUUGUCACCUCUGCACUCUACAUUUUUUUCUGUACCUGUGUCACAUUAUUGCUAUUUCCAGUCAGAUCUUUGCUCCGAUCUUCCUUUCAUCCUUUCCUUUGAGGCUUUAACAAGGAGACAGUACAUUUUUUUUCCUUUAUUUUUUGCUAUGAAGGGCCAACUUUUUAAUAAGCAGCUCAAAUUAUUUCUGGCAUAUUUUUAAGUAGGAUACCAGGAAUAAAAAGUUGAUCAUUGUCAGAUCAACAGCCAAGCCACAACCCCUUCAACAUCAAAUGAACCAGUAUAUUUUCACAUAAGUAGUUUUGAAAGUGCCUAUUUUGGACCUUUCCUUCUUAAACGUUUAAUUCAAUUCAGACUGUAUUGAUUAGGUGAGCCAACACUAUUGUUAACCAGGUAACCCAACACCAUUACAUCAUCCAAUUUUUAAUCAAAGUUUUAGAAUGAUGGAAUUAUUGUUCGGGGCAGAACCAACAUUUUUAAUAUUUAUUUCCACAGACUGCGCUGUGCUACUCCACUAACAUUUGCUGCAUGCACGUUAUAUCCAGGGCCUGGUAAUUUAGGGAGUGCUGAAGUCACAUGCGAGCAACUUUUAGCCAUGCAACACAUGCUAACAGCUAACAAACCAAUGUAAUAAUAAAUAGGCUUCUGCUAAGCUAGUUCUUCUCGUGCAGCAAUCCUGUCGAAGCUAAUUCUAGCUUUAGUAGUUUAGUGUUAGUCCUGUGCUUAACGCUGAUAAAUGGAUGCUAAUCUAUAAGUACAUGCUAUUACUGUCAUGAUAUGCUAAAGCAAUAUUUUGUUAAACCUAGUAUUCAACCACUAUACCAUACUUGUAUAAUAAGAAUUUGUUUGCUACAAUAAUUACUUUUAGUCUAAGAAUUGUGAGAGCUGGCAAAAAAAAGUAUUUUUUUCUGGGUGAAAGUGAUGAGGUAUUCACAGGUCACAAGCGUCUUGGUCUGUCCCCCAUGGCUACGCCAGUCAGCCCGAGGAGGCUGAGGGUGCACCCAGCCCCGUGAUGUGAGCCUCCUCCGAUACAGCCUCCUGGAGGCACGGCCCAAAGAGCCCAUUGUGGCUGAUGGGGCCAUCCAGCAGGCUCUUCUGGAUCUGCUCCGGAAUCUGUAACAUGUGCAGACACGCUGCAGCAUGGUCGCCCAGGCCUUGCUGCUUCUUCGCCUCGGGCAAGUAAGCACAGAAUGGGCAGGCGGCCCAAAGAGAGAUUGCUAGCUCGGCGUGCUCAGCACUGAGGCUGGCCUCGCAGUGGGGGUGGGAGUCGUUGGACGUAAUGAAGGCCGUGUUGCAUGUGGCGACGGCGGUACGACACUGGUGUUUGGCACUCAUGGUUCUCUGCUCUUUAGACUGCGUGCAAUGCUGUAGAAAAAGAGGGAGCAGAGCUCAGGCAUUUUAUACAGUCAGAGCGGACAUGAGUGGAGUCAGCCCAGUGUAGGGCACAGGGCGUGAAAAGAAAUCUCUUCAGGACUGCGCAUGUGCAAGGGAAUAAACCCAACAGCGACAGCUCUUAGAGGGUGAAGCCUAUAUGAAAUAGAAAAACAUGCAUUGUCGUUAAUUGACAAGAGAUGCUCAAACUUGUUGGUAAAGUAGGCUGACAUUCUGUAGGAUACCUGGGUAAACGGGAAUUCUCACCAGGUCUAACGGAAACCUCCUCCCCCUGGAGUUCUACACUUUGGGUGUAUUCUGCAGUUACAGUGGGGAGAGGACUAAAGUGUCUAAGACGCACUGGGCACUGUGGGAGAGACGUACCUGAAAUAAGAGAAACAGGUGAUGAGCUUCAGUACUGGCUUCUGCCAUAACUCACUUUAAUUUCACAUCCGUGCCAACAUUCUCUUCAAGUUCCCAUGUGGGAACUUUCUUUAAGCUCUGUGCAGAUACCUGACCAGAUAUGAACAGCCUCCAGUGAUUCCGCUGCAGGGCGCUGAUUUCCUGCAGGCCAGACAAAAGCCCCACAGUACUGGUCCGGUCUUGUUAAAUGCCCACUGGUUUCCCAGAAUAAAUCCCCAUCCUGUGUAAAUCUAUAGAUUAGGGUUGGUCACCUCGGGCAGGUUGGGCCUGCCAGCCACCAUAUUUAUGUAAGAAUACCACACAGCCAAAGAAGGAAAGAUGCAGACAAGAAAGUAAACAUGUUUUCUAGUUAGAACAGAAGUAGAGGAGCGGUCCCUGAUAACCAGCUGAAAGGCCUUUUAAUGGUGCCAUCACCAGGCCACCGGUCAGUGGCUCUGCCACACGGCAACUCAGCCUGAGCUCCCGACGGUCGUAUCCUGUUGGGCGACUGUCACUCCCAGUGCCCUGAGCUCCUCCUCCUGGUCCCUGAGGGCUGCUUGACAAUCAGUAACACAGUAAAUGUGCAAUGUUUCAUUUUAAUUUCCCCAAAUAAAACGGAUCUUGCACCUGAUCUUGUUCUUCAGGACCUUCAUCUCCCUCGCUGCUGAGCCUGAGAGCCCCGCCCUCACCUCUAGCAUGGUCAACAGGUGUGACAGUUGUAAUUUUAAUUUGUGUAGUAGAAACUUUAACUACUGUUCAUUAUUCACUAUCAGCAAGUACCUCAGGCUGUUGUCAGCCCCCGGCUCCUCCAACAGAUCUAAAGUUGUGACCAGAGGCAUUUGCUGUGCUCAGGGAGGCCAGGAGAGCCCCUGUCCUGCUCCUCCUGGAGAAAAUAAUCAAUAGAUUAAUCCAUACUGAAAAUAAUCAAUAGUUGCACUUGGAUACCAGUUGAUUAGAGCUCCACUUCAACCAACUGCAACAGUAAAAUCCUGCCUGUAUAUCAGUGCACGAGUGAUAUUGAUGUGAUAGUAUAUAUGUCAUAGGUGACAUUUUACUGUACUGUUAUAAUACUUAUAUUGUGAUAAUAUCAUCAAUCAUUUAGUGAUGCCAGAGUUGGCAACUUUUACAGUGUGGUAUUAACUUAAACCUGAAGUUAAAGAUGUGAAUACUCCCUCCACCACUGGUGCUAACAUGCUUUAGUUAGAUAACAUGUUACAGUUGCAUGCUAUUUGUUUUAUCAUAGCCUGUUUAAUAUUCUGUUUGAUCUUUAGGAUCAACCCAGCUCUGUUGCAGCUCUAGUUAAAACUGGAAAGACCAAAUGAAUUUGAAAGACCAAUGAAUAGAGUACGUCAAAAAAAUGAGACUAAUGGGGCAAAAGUAGCAACGUGCUUCGGCCAGAUGCUUUCGAUUUGUACAUUUAAUCCGAACAUGAACGUAUCGCUGUUGAACUGUCUUGAAGUUUCAGUCAAAGGUUUCUUUUUCAGCACCAGGCCAAACCAAACAGCAGUUUGCUAAGUCAAACCCAAUGAGUUUUAAGUUCUGUGCUGCUUGACCUUAGGGUUCAUGCUCGGUAUAGCAGCUAACUUCAGAUCCAAGGUUGUUGGGUGAAAUACUGCUUUAUACCAAAAAUGUGAAAUAUUUAAGUCACAAUGGUGCAGUCAUCUCAUCAAUGUAAAUUUUAUCUAGUGAGUGCAUUAUUUUGGUGUAUCAAAGUAAUAAGAUUAUUUUUAUACAGUUUUUAACAUGUUUUUGAUGUUUGUCAGCCAUUUGUUGACUUUCAUGAAAAUCUGCUGCACUGUUACCCCAGACAAGUUGACUUGACCAAAAAAGAAAACUGAUGCAAGAGACUAAAAAUUCAGGGAAUUGUUAAGAAACUAUACUGAUCAGCCACACCGUUAAAACCACUGUCAGGAGAAGUGAACAAUGAUUAUCUGGUCACAGUGGAAGAAGGUGGCCUGGUCUGAUGAAUGUUUUUGGUUAUCAUGUAAUCAGAGAUGGCACCAUGAUGCACUAUGGGGAAAAAGGGAAGCUGGAGGAGCCACUGUGAUGCUCCACGCAGUGUUCUUCUGGGAAACCUUGAAUGUUACUGUGACACCUACCUAAACUCUGCUGUAGACCAAGCCCCUCCCCUUCAUGGCCGUGGCCUCUGUGAACAGGAUGAUGGACUGCAGAGACUGUUCAGGAAUGGUUUGAGGAACAUGACAGUCCACUAUCAUUGCAUCAUUUAAAAUUUAUAUAGCACCAAAUCAAAACAAUCAUCUUAAUGCACUUUACAAAUCCCCUGCUGACUUUCAUUUUGACAUUUACUUAAUACUUCAUUUAAAAAUGGAAGCUAUUUUUAAUGUGUAAUAAAAAAAAAACACUAAAAUGUUAAACAUUGUGUUGGUUGUGGCUGUACCAGUGGCACACCUGUUGACCUGGAGGUUCCUCGAAGAGAGAGCGGCAGUCUCAGCUUCUUGGUUCCUGAUCUUGUUCCUCAGGUCCAUCUCCCUUGUUGCUGAGCCUCUGGCUCUGCCACCAGGCUCCGUGGCAGCUCCUGCACCUCCGACUCAGACAAACACGCUCUGGCUGCUGCACCAGGAGCCUGCGUCUCCUCUGAGCUACUCCUGCCACUUGUGGGGGCUCUUGAAAGUGUAGACAGACAACAACACAUGGUGAAGGAGUGCAGCAACUGGGGUGGGAGUUCAAGGCAUUACUUUGGCCUCCAAAUUCCCUAGAUCUCAGUUCAAUCAAGCAUCUGUGGAAUGUGCUGGAAAAACAAGUCCGAUCUCUGGGGGUCCCACCUCACAACUCGCAGGACUUAAAGGAUCUGCUGCUGACGUCUUGGUGUCAGAUACCAGAGGACACCUUCAGAGGUCUCAGCAGACCGGAGCUGUUUUGUUGGCAUGAGGGGAGCUGCACGGUUAAUAGGCAGGUGGUUUUAAUGUUGUAGCUGAUCAGUGUAAUCUGUUGGAGUCUAACUGAACGCUGACAUGUUGGAAGUAACAAUUUCAACAUCAACACAUUCAGUACACUUUUUAAAAUGGCCAGCAAACAAAUGUUAGAAGGGACAUUAGACAUUCUCUAGAGAGCUUUUAAAUUAAUUUACAUUGACUCCACACAACCAAAGGCCACUCAUCCACACCACAUGAAUGCAAAUGCAUCGGAUACAAAAUGUCAUGCUAAGGGUGAAGUUCAGUUGGAAACCACCGCUAUAACUACACAUUGUAGAAUAAAUUGUGAAACAAGCCUAGAACUAGUGAGGUGUGUCUGGUCAGUUCCCGGGGGUCGACUUCUCAUAGACAAGUUUCUACAGUAAUGCCAGUAACGAAGAACAUCUGAUCUGCUCUCUCUGUGUGUGUGUGUGUGUGUGUGUGUGUGUGGGGGGGG